This is a messenger RNA of Thalassophryne amazonica, 1610 nucleotides long. RefSeq names its product growth hormone-regulated TBC protein 1-A-like. The coding region runs from base 438 to 1472 and encodes 344 amino acids. The transcript is spliced from 8 exons. The record is from RefSeq and is a predicted model, not a curated record. Lineage: Eukaryota; Metazoa; Chordata; Actinopteri; Batrachoidiformes; Batrachoididae.
UUGAGUUUGAAAAGGUGUGUUAAAGUUGUUCAUUUAAUAUUAAAUAAAUAAAAGGCAAACUGACUUGUUGCUGCACUUUGAACAUUAGCAUUUUCUUCUUUUAUGUCAUUUUUAAAUGCACUCUUCUUUCAUUUGGGAACAGUUUGAACAAAACAAGUUAUUUGACAUAGUUGUUAUAUAUACAAAAUUUGACAGUAAAUCCUUACAUCACGAGACAAACCUUUGUGUACCUGUUUUGUAGACGGGUAAAAAGCGCACCUGUGGAUCUACUGCCCAUUUAAGUACUGUAGCUCCGCCUCUCAGUGAAGGCAGAAAGGUGACACUUGGACAGCUUUGUUAUUGACCCUGACGGCAGUUGCUUCUUUUCACCUUCACGGUGCAGUGUGUAGUUGAGGCUUUAGCGUAGGAGUCGUUCCUGCACACAAAAGGAAGGAGGGAUGGAAGAACCCACUGCUGCUGUUCCAUGUAACAGUAUCAGUAACAGGACCGACCCUUAUGGGUUUGAGAGAUGUCAUGAUUUUGAAUCCUACACGGAGAUGAUGGAGGAGUAUGCCACCAUCCUCAACAGAAGGUCCAUGAGAUGGUCCAAGCUCCUUCAUGGGAAACCCCUUAUAGAGAAAAACAUGACAGUGAAGAGGUUUGUACGUAAAGGUGUGCCCAAUGAGCUCCGUGCAAAGAUCUGGAUGGCAGUUAGUGGUGCUCAGGAAAGGCUAGAGAAGAACCCUGGUUACUACGUGUCUCUGCUGGCCAUGCAACACGACAUGAAGGUUGAGGAGACCAUUCGUACAGACUUGCAUCGGACAUUUCCUGACAACGUCCUCUUCCAGGCCAAAGCACAACCAGGCCUGCAGAGGGCGCUGUGCAACGUGCUGCUGGCCUACGGACACCAUAAUAAAACAGUCGGCUACUGUCAGGGUAUGAACUUCAUUGCAGGCUACCUCAUCAUCAUCACCAAAGAUGAAGAAAUAUCUUUCUGGCUCCUGGAUGCGCUGUUGGGGCGAGUUCUCCCAGAUUACUACACCAUGGCCAUGCUGGGCCUGAAGACUGACCAGGAGGUUCUUGGUGAACUGGUGAAGGUGAAAGCCCCUGCAGUAGGUCAGCUCAUGGACCAGUAUCCUGGUGUGUGGACCCUGGUGGUAACACGUUGGUUCAUCUGCCUCUAUGUUGACAUACUUCCCAUCGAGACAGUUCUAAGGAUCUGGGACUGUCUUUUCUACGAAGGUUCUAAAGUACUUUUCCGUGUAGCUUUGACUCUUGUACUUCACCACCAGCCCGCAAUCCUGAGAAGCCGAUCAUUGUGCGACGUGUGCGAGUGCUUCAAACAGAUUACCUGUGGAACUUUCACUUUGGACUGCCACACCUUCAUGCAGAAAAUCUUUACACAACCUGGAAACCUGUCCAGGGCAACUAUUGACAAACUGAGGGAGAGAUGCAGACGACGAAUCCAGGAGGAAGAAUCUGGACAGCUGUGAGGUUUUUAAUUCAAAACAGCUGUUUGUUCUAAGAAAAACUCAUGCACUGAACUAAUAACUUAAUGGACAUGAGAGUUUCUGAAUACUUCCAUUUUGAGUGUAUCAAUUUACCCUCUAAUUCAAGUCAUUUACCUUUAC